AUGUCACCCCCACUGGCCGGCCUCGUAUUUGAACAUGGUAUUAGGAGCAUAGGUCGCAUGUGUGAUAGAAGGAACGGUGUUGUUCGAUCGUGUAAGAAGCAGCGUCGCAGUGUGGUGCAUGGCAGUGAAGGUAGCACAAUCUUCAAGAAUACCAAGAAAGGGUGA
Messenger RNA from Sphenostylis stenocarpa, 165 nucleotides. NCBI's taxonomy places the organism in Eukaryota, Viridiplantae, Streptophyta, Magnoliopsida, Fabales, Fabaceae. The record is from the annotation of a GenBank genome assembly.